CUAAUUCCGACUCGAAAGCAAUUUCCUGUUCUAGUGCUACUGCGUGUAUCACUCUCCAGUUUUAUUUGGAACAUAUAGUCUAAGGAAACCAGGUUUGGCUUAAUAAAUCAAGCUGGCUGUAAAGAGAUAUGGAGCUGAAAACAUUGAAGAAGCUUUCUAUUCCAGAAGCUCAUGAAUGUAUCUACACACCCUGCUAUUGUGAAGAAAAUGUUUGGAAACUUUGUGAGUUUGUGGCAAAAGAACAGCCUGAACUUAUUAAAUAUUGUUAUGUAGUUUUCAUAUCAAAUGAAAACCAAAGAGUACCCUUGUGGAAUCAGCGUGCUGGAAAUGCAGAUAAUUUAACUGUCUGGGACUACCAUGUUAUUUUAAUCCACACACCGCCAGAUCAAGGGCCAGCAUUAGUGUAUGAUCUUGACAGCACGUUACCUUUUCCAGUAGACUUCACUAAAUAUGGUUGUCAAACGUUAAAAUCUGACUUUUUAUUAAAACCAGAAUUUCACAGAAAAUUCCGUGUCAUUCCUGGUGAAAUAUUUCUUAACAAGUUUACUUCAGAUCGUUCUCGUAUGAGAAACCCUGAUGGAACAUGGAUAAAAAAACCUCCACCUUACUCUUGCAUUCAAACAUCAGAAAGCACCAACAACUUGGAAGAAUUCAUCAGCAUGAAAGCUGGAACGGGAGUUGGUGAGGUGAUGAAUUUAAACCAGUUUAUAGAAAAAUAUUUCCCAGACUGAGAUUUAACCAGAAAUAAGAAGUGGAAGAAAAACCUGUCACACUUAGAUGUUUCUGGGAUUGGAAAUUAUGUUUAAUACAUUCUUGUAGUUUCCAGAUGAUAAAAAAAUUAUAUACUUUAAUGAACAUAUUAAAACAAAUAUAUUGAAGAUUUAGACUACACCAGAACAACAUUUUUCAUAACUGUAAUGUAAGACAUAGAAAAUACUUCAAAAUAUAGAAUGGAAAAGUGUCAAUGUUUAUUGUGUGGAAAACACACUAGAAUAAAUCUACAAAUUACAAAUAUCUCAUUUUACAACACAUCUGGUUUAUACUCCACAUUAUUAGUAAAAAAAUGUUUACUGUUCUUAAUACUAAAACUUAUAAAUUACCUUAUUCAGAAUUACUAAAAAAAAGACUAUAUUUUUGACAUAAUGCCUUUAAUUUUGUAAGUUUUAGGAAUCUGUGUGUUAAAUAUUGUGGCUUUGAAUGUUCUGUUUAUGAUAAUGUAAUUAAGUGAUAAGUUCCAUUAAUCAGCAAUAGCUUAACCAUUCAUCAAAACCCCUAUCAAACCUACAGUGGCAAAAAAAAAUCACCCUUUGACUUGCAUACAGUGAAAAUAAAUUUUACCUUUGAUAUUCUGAUUUUAUUAGCAUUCAUUAGGUGUAAUUAAGAGGAAAUAGCUGAAGAAAUGUAAUAAAUUUAUAGCAAGUAGAUGCAGUGAUGGGGUUUUAAUUUUUAUAAGGAGUAAUUAUUAAAACAUUUAGCAUAUCAAUGGUAAGCAUGUUUAUUAAAUUCAUGUCAGACUUGAUACAAACUGUGCUGAUGACUGAAAGCUGUUCAGUCUGCUUGUUAAAGGAGGUAUUGAUUACACAGCACAAAUGGAAGAUUUUGUUCCGAUUACAAGAUAAAUUUUUAUGAGGGUGUUAUAUAUAGACCCUUUAUUUCUUCAUGUUAAAAUGAGAGGUGUGACAGUAGUUGUGAUUAAUACUAAUGAUAGAGAGUUACCAGGUCAUCAAAGUGCAUAUAAGGAAAAUGACAUUUUAAAGCUUGCAUCUAGGUGAACUUUCAAUUCCUAUUAUUAUGAUUCAAAUCUGUAAUAAUAUUUCAGAACUUGGAAUGGCUUUAUUAGCAUUUUGUAACCAGAUGCACAUCGUAAAACAUUAACAUUUCAACAUCAUUUCUAGUAGUUCAUAAGUUUGCACACAAAUUUAGAUAUGUGUGAUAAAGCGAUGCUUAAUUAUCAGUGAUGGUAAGGUAUUCUUCUACAUUUAAGGGUGUGAUAAAGGACAUAAUUUAAGUUGUUUUUAAUCGUCAAUACAUUAACAGAAUCACCUCAAUAUAAAAACCGUGAUUAGCAAGUAAAAUAGAAUAAAACCACUAAGUAAUCAGUGAAAGCAAAAAUGUCUCUCACUCCUCAGCAGAAUUCUGCUUGUUAUUAAAUAGUUUUAGAAACACUGAAUUAUGUAUUUAAUAGUAGCUGUACUGAAAACUAGUGUACAAAAAAUUAAUAUAAUAGUCUCUCUUCUAUAAGUUAUUAAAUACAAAAUAUUUAAGGAAAAUACAUCAUAAAUUGCUCAAAUGUAUUGUUUAGUAAUAUAUAUAUAUAUAUAUAUUGGUAUGUUGGUUAUAUUUAUCACAGAUUUAUUUUUGGCCAAAAUGUGUUGAAUUUUGUUGUAUUAGUUACAUUAUAUGUUGUCUAUACAUUUUUGUCAUUCAGGACAUACUUUAAAGAGAUUAUUACAGAAAACUGUUAAUUAACAAUAUAAAUCAUAAUGAGAAAACAAACUGUCUUGAUUGUUUUUGGAAUUUCACAUUUGGAUUAUUUGUGUAUGAAGCAAUAUAAUUUCUAUUGUUCUUGUAUCACCCAUUGCAUCAGGCAAAAUUAAUGGCGUAUUAGCAGUUUUCAUUUCUUCCAAAAGAUUAUGAUACUCUUGUUUUUAGGCUGUAAAAUCUAAUUGUUUUAAUUUGAAGUACUUAAACCUGUUCUUUUUUUGCAUGUUUUUAUUGUGUUUACAUAUAUAUUUAUAUCAUUAAUAUUUUGCUUUUAUUCUGUUUUCUUGUUUAAACAUAAAUGACAUUUUUUGUGAGACUUUAUUUGGAUUUAAGAUUUUGUAUGCAUAGAAGUACAUGUAAAUAAAAGUACCUGGAAUGGAAUUGUGAGACCUCAGCACAAUGACCAAGUAGUUAAUUUAAAAUGUAUAUUUAUUUUGGAGGAACAUGCUUUUUUUUUUUCAUCACUAGUUUUUUGGCUUUGUUAUACAUUUUCUAAAUGAGAAAGGUAAAGUGUUCUUGUUGAUACUGAAAGUAAAAUCCAAUGGAAAAAUGACUGAAGGAUUUUACUGAUCAACCUUGAAUUAGAUAUUUCUGGUGUUAUAUUGGUAUUUGUAAAUGAUGAAUGGCCUCUGUGAUUGUGUAUAUACUUUUUGUCAUUACACCAAACUUGAAUCCCUUUUCCAAAUGGAAAUCUUUCUUGAUUAUGUUGAACACUGUUGCCUAGGGCACAUGGAUGGCUUUUGCCACUGACCUUUGUGUUACUGAAUUCUCGCCUGUUAAAAGAUGCCACACUUUGCCUACCAUGGUUGGGGUAUAAUUUGUUACAAGUCUCUUUUUGGAUGGUCCUGGUGCUUCAAGUUGAUCCAUAUUCUUUUGUUUUUCUGUGCCAUCAAGUACAAAUGAUAUCCUUAGCUUGGAAAUUCUAAAUCCACAAUCUGGACACACAUUUGUGAUCUGAGUAUAUAAAUAUUUUGUGUUGAAAAGGGAUGUUAUGUACCCUUUUCAAAAGACAUCAGAUUUUAGUGGUAUCACACUACCUAUGAAAUGCCAAACAGUGUGAAAAUGUAGCUACAUGUAGAUACAUUAUGUUCCACUGUGACUUUAUAUGGGCUGUGGUUGUCACAUGACUUGCUGAUUUGCAUAAUCAAAAUAUUUUAAUAUAAUCUACUUAAUCCUCUGUAUAAUUUCUUUACAGCCAUUUGUGUACCUUCUUGACUGAGAAAUUGUUAUUUUCCUCUCAACAUUUUGGGAAAAUAUUUGGGACAGUAAGAAGACAUCUACUUCUUAAUAAAUGAAGAAAAGUGAUAAAGUAAAUUAUUUGUAGGACUUUCCAAACAAUAUAUAUUAUCAUCAUCAAAUAAAUGUUUCAGAGAAAAAUAUGCAAAAGCUGCUUUAAUUAUAUGAUAGAAAAGUGAUAAAUAGCACACCCUAGUGAGUAGCAUUUGUACUUCUUAGCCUCCUCAUGUGACUGUUAAAUACUUAACUAAAUUCCUAAUCGUCUUGUAGCUCCAAUUUUAUAGUGAGUUAAGCCUGAAAACUUGAUGAUUGGCCCUAUUGGUUCACAAUUCUAUUUAUAAAUAAAAAAGAAAGAAUUGUUGAUUUCAAGUCUUUUAGGAAUUGAUGUAUUAUUCAAUUAUCUUAUAUGUUGUAUAAAUAAGAAAAUUGAGUAUGUUGUAUGAAAAUGAUUUUGGAGCCUCUAUGUAAUGUUAAAUCAUGUCACCCUGUUCAGUCUUGCUCUAUCUGACGACUGUGCAUCUUGACCAUAGCAAUGCAGCAUAGUUUUCAUUGCAAAAAGUUGUUGUAAAGCUGUAAAGUCCAAAGUGCAUCAUUUCUUCUUGUACAAGCUUUCCAGUUAGUGUAUAAGAACAGCAGUCUCCCAGCAAACAUUGCAACAGUUCAAUCACACAUGACUGGAAGCCUUGUUGAACCCAUACCAUUUUGGCCUUGUUUUCCAACAAAGAUCUAUUUUGAUUUUGCUGUGUACUGUUUCAUGGGACAUGUGGAUGGUAAUCAGACAAGCUUUUUUCUAUGAUUUUGUGGAAUUCCUCAAAUUUUAUUUUCUGUGGAAUGAUAUUCUAAAAGUUUUGCAUUUUAGUUCCUGUAAACAUGUGUAUUUUACUUAUAAAUACAUAUUUUGUUUUCUUUGCUUGGGGCAUAUGUGUACCAUAAAUAGAUUGAGCUUAAGUGAUAAGUAUUAAUGAGGUAGGAAUCGUGGCUGGAAGUCUAUAUUGUCUAAAUCUCAAUGGAAAAGUGAUUCUGUUCAGAGGAUUCUGGAUGACUUCAUUAGAAAGGUAUAUAUACACACACACACACACACACAUACAAAACAACGGAUCAUAAUGUACUAAAAUAAAGUUUUCUUGUAAGCACUAGAUCUACUGUAGGUCCAGGUGCAAUACUGCAUAGCAUAUUGCUGUUACUAUCUCCGGCAUCAAAGGUGGACAGAAGUUAUGUUUUCAACCCUGAGUGUUUGUCAGCAGGUUUUCUUGAAAAUGAGUGAAUGGAUUUGGACGAAAGUUGGUAUACCUUUUGGAUAAUGACUUAACUUAGAAGCGAUUAGUUUUUGGAGGGUGAAGGUCACAACCAGGUCAUGAAAAUCCAAAAAAAUCCCUAUCUGUUAACACGGGGAUCGAUUUUUCACACUAUUUUUGCUGUAUAACUCAGUCAAAAAUGAUUGUAUUUUCAUGAAACUUCUGUGAUUUUUGAAUGCAUGUAGAAUAUUAUUCAUUGUCCUGCUAAAAAUGAUUCAUGUCCAUUGGUAAUGAUGCAGAAAUGAGAGCAGAAUAUGAUUAACGUUGCGAGGCAGAGGGGUGCGCUUUACUGAGUUUGUGACUAGUUGGUGAUGCAUCUAAUUUCUGAAGUUAACCCUAUUGUCAGUGACUUAGGCCUAUCUAGUCUAUGUAUCCCAAUAUCAAUCAAAAUAUUGAGUAACAUUAAUUUAUACCAGGAAGGACUAAACUAAUGAUGAUUAUCAAUUAUGCCAGCUGUCAAAAAAAUAAACCAGUCGUAGUCACUUUAUAUAGUUCCUUCCAAACAUAUAAAAAUUAUGAUGAAAUGAAUGAAUAUAUUUAUUUUGUUGUUUUGUGGAUGUUUUAUUUCAGUUUUCAUACUCUUAAAUGAACUAUCAAUUAGGCUUCAAAAUGUGCCUAUACAGCAGAACAGAACAUCUAGAAGCUUACAGUUUCUGAGGGGGCUUAGGCAGCCGCUGACUUUUAUGGGUUUAGUCCCAGGAUGCAUUGUUCAUAGAUGUUUUCAAUCCAGGCUUAUGUUUAGUUUAUUGUCAUUAAUCUUUUGUUUCAUGUAUUCUCAUUUGUUACAAGAUACAAUACUUUGUUUACCAUGUGGUAUAACUCAUUGUGAAACUCUUUCUGGAUGGUCCUGGUGCCCUAAGUUGAUUCAAGCUCCUUUGUUUUCCAAUACCAUUAGGUACAAGGAAUAUCUCUAUCUUUAAAAUUAUAAAUCUCCAAUCUGAACACAUCUUUAUGAUCUGAGUGUAUGAAUAUUUUUCUUCAAACAGGCUGUUACAUAAUCUUUCAAAAAAUAACCAAUUUUUGGUGCCAUCACAAUACCUACCAAACAAUGUCAAAAUGCAAUUUUGAUACAUGCCAUUCCACCGUGACUCUAUGUCAACUGUAGGCUUGUGUGUUAAUCUUAUUUACAGAAUACUCCUAAUUUUAAGCAUUUUAGCUAAAAUUGAGUCUCUUCCUUUACAUUUUAGCAAGUGCUAUUUUCUUUUAUUGGCUGUUUGUUUUUCAUAUUGUAUCAAUAUUCAACCAUAGCUCAUAGUUCUGAAGUGGUAAGAUAGGGCUAGAAAGAUAAAUUUAAAAUUAAGUUUUGAUCUACCUUUUGUAUUUUGUCUUCAGAUGUUUACUGUUUCACACUACUUAGCUUGCAAUAUAACAAUAUAUACAUUUUAGGAGUUUGGUAGUAAUCAGCAAAUCUUGAAUUGACAAAGAUCUGACAAAUGAAAAAUGUUAAUUACUUUAUUACUUUUAAAUAAAAUAUUAAAGACAAUUGUAGAAUGCUGUACAGAAAAGAAAAAUCCAAAAUAUUUCAUUAACUAAUGGAUUCAAACUACAAUUUGCACACAGUCAGAAAAGUAUUUCAGAUUGUUGAGAACAUUGAAAAUGAGUAAGGAUUUUUUUUUUGGGAUAAUGCAUAAACUAUUUAUUAUUCUGAUACUUCUAUUGUGAUAAACAAAAUUUAAACAUGCACAUAUUUGUAUACUAAUAUUUCUCAGAUAAACUACACACUUCCUAGUAAUAUGUCUGAUGAAAUAAUUAGCUUGUG
Limulus polyphemus (Atlantic horseshoe crab) is the source of this 6774-nucleotide messenger RNA. It is a transcript of the gene tun, whose product is annotated as protein N-terminal glutamine amidohydrolase-like. The coding region runs from base 129 to 731 and encodes 200 amino acids. Gene Ontology annotation, cellular component: nucleus; cytosol. The record is from RefSeq and is a predicted model, not a curated record. The transcript is spliced from 7 exons. NCBI's taxonomy places the organism in Eukaryota, Metazoa, Arthropoda, Merostomata, Xiphosura, Limulidae. Gene Ontology annotation, molecular function: protein-N-terminal asparagine amidohydrolase activity; protein-N-terminal glutamine amidohydrolase activity.